Parnassius apollo (apollo) is the source of this 261-nucleotide messenger RNA. Lineage: Eukaryota; Metazoa; Arthropoda; Insecta; Lepidoptera; Papilionidae. The record is from the annotation of a GenBank genome assembly.
AUGGAGUAUUUUUUUUCUGAUGAAAAGCUUGAAGAAAUUGUAAGAAAUACAAAUACUGAAAUUGGUAAACAAAGAGAAAAAUAUAAACGAGACAGACCUGUACAGAAUACGGAAGACGAAAACGCGGACGCAUCAAGUUCCACAAAAAUACGUCCUUCUUUUGCUAAGGAUGCAAGUGUUGGAAAUGAAGGGUUUAUUUGGACUUUACUACUUAGCAGGGGUACUCAACAUGAAUCACGUCACCACCAAGGAAUUGUUUGA